This is a messenger RNA of Vigna angularis (adzuki bean), 2020 nucleotides long. RefSeq lists its product as uncharacterized. Lineage: Eukaryota; Viridiplantae; Streptophyta; Magnoliopsida; Fabales; Fabaceae. The transcript has 10 exons. Gene Ontology annotation, molecular function: 3'-5'-RNA exonuclease activity; calcium ion binding. Bases 200 to 1564 code for a protein of 454 amino acids. The record is from RefSeq and is a predicted model, not a curated record.
CUCAAUUCUUUUUUUUUUCAAACGUCCAUCAUCAUCAUCAUCACCGUCGUCGGCAUCAUCGGCAUCAUCGUCUUUCGUAAUCAAACCACUUCAAUUGCGGUUGACAUUUUCAUCAUCGUCAUCGGUAACAUAGGAAAAUAAGAAGAAAGGCAUCUUCAGGGGCAGGAAGCAGCAUUGGUGGAUUGGGUUUGGACGUAGAAUGAGAACGGAUAGGUGGGCUAAGAGCAUGGGAAAGAUUUCAAGGUUUGGGGGUUUCGCAGUUGCUUCUUCUAAGGAAAACCAACAACAACAACAACAUCCUACUAUUACCUGCACCACUUUUAACAUUCUCGCUCCCAUUUACAAGCGCAUCAACCAUGAGGAUCCGAGUUGCCGCGAGAGCGACUACAGAGCGUAUUGGUUGGCGAGGAAUCACCGGAUAUUGGACUGGUUGUUGAAUGAGAUGUCUUCAAUUAUCUGUCUUCAGGAAUUUUGGGUUGGAAACGAUGAACUUGUUAAUUUAUAUGAGAAGAGACUUGGGGACGCUGGUUACGUGAGUUUCAAGCUUGGAAGGACAAACAACCGUGGGGACGGUCUUCUAAUAGCAGUGCAAAAGGAUUACUUUAAUAUUCUUAAUUACAAGGAGUUACACUUCAAUGACUUUGGGGAUCGUGUGGCUCAGUUGUUACAUGUUGAACUAGCUUCUUCGUUUUCACAAUGGCGAAACAGUAAUAUUAGGCAGGAGAUUUUGAUUGUUAACACUCACCUGCUAUUUCCCCACGAUUCAACUCUAUCCCUUGUACGACUGCAGCAGGUUUACAAGAUUCUUCAAUACGUAGAAUCUUAUCAGAAUGAUUUUCAACUCAAGCCAAUGCCAAUCAUGCUCUGCGGUGACUGGAAUGGAAGCAAACGUGGGCAUGUCUACAAGUUCCUGAGGUCUCAGGGCUUUGUAUCAUCUUAUGAUACAGCACAUCAUUACACUGAUGCAGACGCGGACAAGUGGGUUAGCCACCGCAAUCAUAGGGGAAAUAUAUGUGCUGUUGAUUUUAUUUGGCUCCUAAAUCCUGACAAAUAUCGAAAACUACUAAAAGCAAGUUGGAGUGAAGCAGUGUUCGGUAUGUUCAAGUAUCUGGUACGGAGAGCUUCAUUGACUGAGAGUGAUGCAUUUGCCUUUCUAAAGGCUGAUAAUGAAGAUUGUAUUACCUAUUCAGGUUUCUGUGAAGCACUUAAACAGCUCAGUUUAACUGGUCAUUGUCAUGGAUUAAAUGACGAAGAGAUCAAGGACUUGUGGCUCCAAGCAGACGUAAAUGGAAAUGGUGUUCUUGAUUAUAAAGAAUUCCUGCAGCAGAUCUGGAAUUCAACAGCUCCAGAAGAGAGCGAUGAUAACAAAAUUGGGGAGGAGCAGGAUGACGUUGUAGAUGAUUCACAGGAUCAAACAAUUGGUUUCUGUGUAAAAAAUGCAGUUCUGUUUCCUCCAGAGGUAGAGAAAGGUAGAUGGCCUGAAGACUACUCACUUUCUGAUCAUGCACGGCUCACUGUAGUGUUCUCGCCAAUAAGAAUGCCAUGCUCCCAGUUGAUUUGCUAACAAUAUGCUCCAUUGUGGCCAUUCUUGCUAAUGGUUUUGGAAUUACAGACAUGACAUAUAAAGGAAUGGGCGAAGCAGUGGAACGAGUAAGGAAAGAUUCAAAAGUUCUUUUCUGGGGAGAUUUUAUAGAGCCCUGUGUUGUGACGCUGCACCAUCAUUAGCCAGAAAGUGCUCUCACUCCUUGACAAGGCAAGCAAAAGCAUGCUAAUGAUCAAGUACCACUAAAGUACCAUCUCUGGCAUUGCUCGUGACCUUUGCAGUGAGUAACACUCAUCACCCACUUUGUUUUCCCCAUUUAUUCUUCUCCGGCGAAAGAUUACAGGCCAAAAGGAAGAAAAACAAAAACGAUCUGUAUAAUAGUUCUGUAUAGGUCCUAGGUCCUUUUUUGUAGUUUGGUCAGACACAUUGUAACAUUUUUUCCCUUGAUAGAGUUGCGAUAAAUUCAAAUUGUACAGU